UAAUUAUUAAUGUAAGAAAAUAAUUUUUUUUGUUGAGGCUGAUAGUUUCAGUUCAGUUCAUUUAGCAGACGAUUUUAAUAUUUUUUUAUUUUCGACUAUUCCAAUCGUUUGGGAAUCGUUUGGGCAAGUUUAGGAAAUCAUUCUUAUAAUUUGGGAAUAGUUUAGUCAGAAUUAAUAAAUAAAAAUUGGGCGUUGAGCUAGCAAACAUAAUGUAAAAAAUCGUUUUCUCGUACGUCAAUCGACUCGAAAUCAUUUGGGAAACACGCUCGUAAAAUUUCAGAGUUUGGGAAAUAAUAAUUUCGUCGUAAUUAAUAAAAUAAAGUUAGCAUUAAAAAAUUCCUUAUGAAGUUCCGCGGAUGUUCAAUUAGCAGACAUAAUGUCAAAAAUCUUUUUUUCUUACAUCAAUCGAUUAGAAAUCAUUUGGGAAACACACCCGUAAAAUUUCAGAGUUUAGGAAAUAAUAAUUUCGUCGUAACUAAUAAAUAAAGUUAGUAUCUGAAAAUUCCCUAUGAAGUUUCGCAGAUGUUCAAUUAGCAGACAUAAUGUCAAAAAUCUUUUUUUCUUGCAUCAAUCGAUUCGAAAUCAUUUGGGAAACACGUCUGUAAAAUUUCAGAGUUUAGGAAAUAAUAAUUUCGUUGUAAUAACGAAAUAAAGUUAGUAUCUUAAAAUUUCCUAUGAAAUUUCGUGAUAUUAGCAGACAUAAUGUCAAAAAAAUUUUUUUUUGCGUAAAUUGUUUUAAAAUUAUUUAGAAAACAUGUUUGUAAAAUUUCAGAGUUCGGAAAACAAUAAUUUUGUUGUAAUAAUGAAAUAAAAGUUAGUGUAUGAUUAUUUACUUAUGCAAUUUCCACAUAUAAGAUUUCGAUUGCAUUGCACAAUUUAUGACUAUCUAAAUUAAUUAAUCGCAUUGGUUAAUUUUUCAGGUUAAGCACGUGUAACAGCUUUACGACGAAUCUGCUAAAAAAAAGGUGCUAAUUUUGCUAAUUGUAACUAUCCAAUAAUUUUAUCCAAUAUAAGAUUAAAUUUAACGAGAUAUCUACAGUUAUAAUUAUAAUAACUUAUUUUGAUUGCAGGAACUUGUGAAAAGAGAAUCGAGAGCGUAAAAGUAAGGUUUUAAUCACAUAAGCAGUGAGUUUUUUAUCUCUAUAAUUUUUUUCCAUAAUUACAAGAAAAUUUGUUAAGAAAAGCACCCUCUUAUUUUUCUUAGUUUUGUUAAUUAGUGGUUAUCUUUGCCAAGAACAUCUUGAUGAAUAACCUUAAGUAAAUAGUUUUUUUAAGUACUUUCUCCCCCCGCUCUUCUGAAUAUGUCAAUCUAAUGUUCAUUGUUAUUUUAGGUAACGUAAAAAAAUUACCGAAAUGGAAGUAGGCGUUUUAACACAGCGCAUAAAGAUUGGAACCGUGAAAAGAGUCAAUCAUUCGAUAGCAAAGAAUACUUUGUUAAAAAUAAACUCAAAACUGAAUGGUAUCCAUCAUACAUUGAAUAUAAUGCCAACGUGUCUACAAUGUCCUUGUAUGCUUAUUGAUGUUGAUGAUUACAUCAGCACCCAUCCAUCUCCCGAUUCUAAAGGUUGCAUUUAGACUUCAACCACCAAAAGAAGAAAUGAUUUUAAUCUUGGGGAAAUAAUACUAUAAUAACUUUGUACCUAUCGAGAGGAAACAAAAUCUGAACCAAAGAAAGUCAUCUAUUACCGGUAUUGGUCACAUUUAGUGUCACGUAUAUAAAUUGGUAAAAAUUAAUUUUGUGCGCGCGAAAUCGUUUGCCGACGGCAACCGUGUGCGCUAGAGGCCGGAACCGCUCAGAAUUGAGCGCGGAGAACGUGUUGCGCGAAUCCGCGGACUCGCUGGAGGAGGCACAAACACAAAUGAAAGAAGGCAGGAUUUUUCUGUUUCACUUAUAAGCACCAUUUAUUUUUCAAAUACACUUAACUAUAACUUCUCGCGAAUCACGGAGAACGCGAGCAUGCGGGAGCGACGGGCCAAUCCCAAACGAACGGAAAUCUUCGUUUCGAACGGUCGUCUUUUCUGCCUUUAAAUUGCGCGACGGAUAUCUUGCCGUGUCAGGACGCCCCAACGGGACGGAUAUCUUGAGCGCGAACGAGACCGCAGGGCUGAUCGCGAGGCAGACGUUCGAUCGCGAACGCGAGAUCACCGUCGGUUCCCGCAAAGUCGCAAUGAACACCGCGCACUCGCGAGUCGCGAGACUUCCACAAUACAAUAAAACGAUGUCGUUUGAUAAUUGAGCCGAGGGAUACCCCGAGUAGUGAACGUUAGGUUUUUCAAAGAUGCAAAAAAACCUAGAGAGAACUGAGAGAGGCUUGGCGGGCAAUAGCAGGCGCAAGACUGACUCACUUCGCGCCGAAAAAUGGUAACGCGCCUUACUCUCCCUCGAUAUUCGUUGUUAGGAGGAGAAUAUCGGGGAAGAGCAAGCAGCUGAUCGGCCCGGUACUUCACGCGAUCACGGCGUGUACGGGUGACGUCCACGGGUCCACGCUCCGGCUCGGCGAGAUGAGAUGAUGAAUUCCCGACAACAUCUCACGACGGGAAACAAGAAAUAUUUAUGUUUAUCAAAACACAUUAUUGUUAACAGUCGAAUCUCAAACAAAUUUUUUUUAGUGCAUUAAAGUAUAAACAUAUAUAAUUAAGUAAAAAUUAAAAAUGAGAUUACUUUAAUCGUUUUUAUUUAUUCUGUAUUUAUGAAAAUUCAUCUGUUAAUCAUUUAAAACUUAUCGCAGGCAUAAGUUUUAUAAAAAGAAAUUCUUGAAUAUAUAUAGCUAUGAAUAAUUUAGUUGCAUGCCUGCGAUAAGUUUUAAAUGAUUAACAGAUGAAUUUUCAUGAAUACAGAAUAAAUAGAAAUAUAAACGAUUAAAGUAAUCUCAUUUUUUAAUUUUUACUUAAUUAUAUAUGUUUAUACUUUAAUGCACUAAUUCCAUAUUUGUAUUAAUGUACAGAGAUGGAAUCAGCAAAGGGCAACUUCCACAAAUAUUACGAAAUAAAUGCCAUUAAAAAGGCGAUACGUAGAUUUGCAAAAGGUCAAAGGAAUAUUGAAGUCACUUGCUUGGUCGUUUCCAUCAAUUAUUAUACACCGUAUAAUUAUAUAUUUGUCGUGUAUGUGUGUGUGUGUACAAUUCGUUUAAAAAUUGUUUCAAAUAUAUGUGAAUAGAUAUUUAAUAUAAUUAUCCCUUUGCUGUUGGUAUCAAUAUACAAGGCUUAAAAUGUCUUGAGACUUUUAUAUGACGCUUCUAUUCUACAAGAUUCCCACAUUUUUGCUAACAAAACAACUCGCAAAUAUCCACAAUUUUUCUGUAUAUUAUACAGUUAGAUUUCAAUCUGUAUAUUAUACAGUAUCUACCUGUACAUUAUAAAAUGUAGCGUAUAAAUCUUAUUUAUUUAAUUCAUUUCAACAGAAUUCAAUACAUAAUUUUAAAAAAUAAUUCUUUAUAUACAUAUAUAAUUACAUAUACAUAUAUGCAUAUUUUAAUUUUAUAUUCUUAUAAAAUACAUAUAUGUGUGAAAACACAGAUGAGAAUCAAACGUCUGAACGUUAAUAUUAGAACGUUCAAAGAUAAUCAGUAUCGUAUAUUAUACGUAAUAUAUGCAGUACGUAUGCUCUAUCGUGCAUUUAGAUAUCUAAACAACUUAUAUAAAUGAUUAAAAACUAAUUAUAAUUCAUAAAAC
Molecule: messenger RNA, 3672 nt
Organism: Monomorium pharaonis (pharaoh ant)
Lineage: Eukaryota; Metazoa; Arthropoda; Insecta; Hymenoptera; Formicidae
Product: protein argonaute-2-like
Exons: 3
Coding region: 1354-1575 (73 amino acids)
Source: RefSeq, a predicted model, not a curated record